AUGUACGUACGUCGAACCAGUUUUAAAGAUUCUGACUACAUACGAAAAGACUGUGAGAGAGUCAAGAAAUAUAUAUGUCUUUUAAGUCGUGGAGAUCCUCUUGUGGUGGGAAGAGUUGUUGGAGAUGUUCUUGAUCCUUUCACCAGGUUGGUCUCUCUUAGGGUCACUUAUGGCCAAAGAGAGGUUACUAAUGGCUUGGAUCUAAGGCCUUCUCAAGUUCUGAACAAACCAAUGGUGGAGGUUGGAGGAGAUGACCUCAGAAAUUUCUAUACUUUGGUUAUGGUGGAUCCAGAUGUGCCGAGUCCAAGCAACCCACACCUCCGAGAAUAUCUGCAUUGGUUGGUGACUGAUAUACCUGCCACAACUGGAACCGCCUUUGGUAAUGAGAUGGUGUGUUACGAGAGUCCACGUCCCCCCUCGGGAAUCCACCGUAUGGUGUUGAUAUUGUUCAGGCAACUCGGAAGACAAACGGUUUAUGCACCCGGGUGGCGUCAACAGUUCAAAACUCGUGAGUUUGCUGAGAUGUAUAAUCUUGGUCUCCCUGUGGCUGCUACUUACUUCAACUGCCAGAGGGAGAAUGGCUGUGGAGGAAGAAGAACGUAGAUGCCUUCCUUACUUUAACUAUUGCAGUAUUCCCCUAAUGAUGCUAUUUAAGCAUCUAUGUAAUAAUAAUUUUAAAAGAUACUAGCAACAAAAUAAAGUGAUGCAUACAUGUGCAUCUACAUAUAAAGUGGUG
This is a messenger RNA of Camelina sativa (false flax), 736 nucleotides long. NCBI's taxonomy places the organism in Eukaryota, Viridiplantae, Streptophyta, Magnoliopsida, Brassicales, Brassicaceae. The record is from RefSeq and is a predicted model, not a curated record.